This is a messenger RNA of Anopheles cruzii, 334 nucleotides long. RefSeq names its product mitotic-spindle organizing protein 1-like. NCBI's taxonomy places the organism in Eukaryota, Metazoa, Arthropoda, Insecta, Diptera, Culicidae. Gene Ontology annotation, cellular component: gamma-tubulin ring complex. The transcript is spliced from 2 exons. The coding region runs from base 62 to 307 and encodes 81 amino acids. The record is from RefSeq and is a predicted model, not a curated record. Gene Ontology annotation, biological process: gamma-tubulin complex localization.
AGGAAAACAACUUCACUUUUUACGGACGCUGUUGGGAAAAACACAAACACCGGACGACACAAUGCCGGAGCCGAGCGGUAACGAGGGCGACAACGCCAAUCUGUACGCGCGCCUGCAACAAUCGCAACUGAUUCGCGCCAACAUACAAAACAUUUCGCAGUUCCUCAACACCGGCCUUAGUCCCGAAACGCUCGACAUCUGUGUGAAGCUACUUGAGGCCGGUGUGCACCCGCAGUCCCUUUCGGAGUCCGUCGUACUGAUCCGCAACCAGAUGGCCGCCAUCAGCAAUGGUGAAGGGGUGGAAUAGGAAGCGUGAAUAAACUUUUAUUUUCAA